CCUCACAUUCAGUUCAACUCAAACUUUCUCCCUUUCUCCCCCCAAACUCAAAAACAAACCUAACAUGCUUAUCACUCACCAUACUUUGGCAUUUGCAUUUGGCAUGCUGGGUAAUGUCAUUUCGUUCUUGGUAUUCUUGGCUCCAGUGCCAACAUUUUACCGGAUAUACAAGAAGAAAUCAACGGAAAGUUUUCAGUCAUUGCCUUACUUAGUAGCAUUAUUCAGCUCAAUGCUUUGGUUGUACUAUGCAUGGCUGAAAAAAAAUGCUGUUCUCCUCAUUACCAUUAACUCAUUCGGAUGUGUCAUAGAGAUCAUCUACAUCGUCUUGUACAUCACCUAUGCAACCAGGGAUGCUAGGAACUUGACCAUCAAGCUGUUUUCGGCGAUGAACAUGGGCUCCUUUGCUUUGAUAUUGAUAGUCACAAACUUUGUCGUGCAUGGUCCCCUUCGUGUGCAAGUUCUGGGAUGGAUUUGUGUUUCCAUUUCCGUCAGUGUUUUUGCAGCACCACUCAGCAUUGUGGCGCAAGUUGUUCGCACGAAGAGUGUAGAGUUUAUGCCUUUCAAUUUGUCAUUUACCCUUACAUUGAGCGCCAUAAUGUGGUUUGGUUAUGGUCUCUUUCUCAAGGACAUAUGCAUAGCUCUCCCGAAUGUGCUUGGUUUUGUGCUGGGGUUGCUUCAGAUGGUGCUGUACGGAAUUUACAAAAAAGGAAAUAAAAAGAGUAAUAAAAUGGAAAAGAAUAUUCCACAAGAGCCACUGAAGAACAUUGUUGUAGCGAGCCCGAUGGGAACUGGAGAAGUGUUUCCCGUGGAGGAAGAUGAAGAAGAAAAAAAGAACCAAGUUGAAAGAGAGGAGAAAAAGAAACAAGAGUGCGAGGUCUGAAUGAUUCAUUACGUACGAGGAUCAUGUCUUCACUAUCUACGUACUUGUGUUCCAUUAAGUUGUAGUUAUCUGCAUGUAAUAGGGAUUUCAAACUUACGGCCACGUUAGUUAUUGCUUAGGUAAUAUUAACUCACUGAUGCGUGUUUGAGAGAGCCCUUACACUUUAGGCUUGGUUUGUAAAAAUUUCGUCCCCCAAGUUUGGUUUAUUUCUUUGAAAGUGUCUUAUGGACAACUUGAGCUAUA
Vigna angularis (adzuki bean) is the source of this 1123-nucleotide messenger RNA. Its product is annotated as bidirectional sugar transporter N3. The transcript has 6 exons. Gene Ontology annotation, cellular component: membrane. Gene Ontology annotation, biological process: carbohydrate transport. Gene Ontology annotation, molecular function: sugar transmembrane transporter activity. The coding region runs from base 65 to 880 and encodes 271 amino acids. The record is from RefSeq and is a predicted model, not a curated record. NCBI's taxonomy places the organism in Eukaryota, Viridiplantae, Streptophyta, Magnoliopsida, Fabales, Fabaceae.